Chroicocephalus ridibundus (black-headed gull) is the source of this 3093-nucleotide messenger RNA. RefSeq names its product SAP domain containing ribonucleoprotein (gene SARNP). Gene Ontology annotation, biological process: poly(A)+ mRNA export from nucleus. The record is from RefSeq and is a predicted model, not a curated record. Gene Ontology annotation, cellular component: nucleus. The transcript has 11 exons. NCBI's taxonomy places the organism in Eukaryota, Metazoa, Chordata, Aves, Charadriiformes, Laridae. The coding region runs from base 37 to 669 and encodes 210 amino acids.
GGCGGGGUUGGCAGCGGGGUCUGCGGGGGCGACAAGAUGGCGGCGGAGGCUGUGGAGCUCCAUAAGCUGAAGCUGGCCGAGCUGAAGCAGGAGUGCCUGGCCCGCGGCCUGGAGGCGAAGGGCAACAAGCAGGAUCUGAUCAACCGGCUCCAGGCGUACCUGGAGGAGCACGCUGAAGAAGAAGCAAACGAAGAAGAUGUGCUGGGAGAAGAAAUAGAGGAAGAAGAGCAGAAGCCGGUGGAGCCGCCCGUCAAAGUGGAAGAGCCUCCUGUAAAAUCGCCUGACGUGAUUACGGAAAAGAAGGUAGUGAAAAUAACAUCAGAAAUAUCGCAGAUGGAGCGAAUGCAGAAGAGGGCCGAGCGCUUCAACGUGCCCGUCAGCCUGGAGAGCAAGAAGGCGGCGCGGGCAGCUCGGUUUGGUUUGGCCACGGUUUCGACUAAAGGCCUCUCUGCAGACAGCAAACCCACGGUAAACAUGGAUAAAUUAAAGGAAAGGGCUCAAAGAUUUGGCUUGAAUGUCUCCUCGCUCUCCAAGAAGAGCGAAGAAGACGAGAAACUGAAGAAGAGGAAGGAGCGGUUUGGCAUCGUGACAAGUUCAGCCGGGGCUGGAGCUACAGAGGACACAGAGGCAAAGAAGAGGAAAAGAGCAGAACGCUUCGGGAUCGUCUGAUGCCGGUCCCGUCUCACGCCGGCCCGUUUGCAGUGUGCCUCUGGAGUGCGUGCAUCCUCUCCCCCCCCCCUCUUCCCCCCACCAUUUUUCUCUCACCGCCCCACUGUUUCUCUAGGUUUUAGCGAUGAGUAGACAGGGAACACGUCCCCCGCCCCCCGUAGUUGUACGAUUGUGCUACUUAUGGGUUUGGGUUUGUUCGCUUUGGGGUUUCGUUUGGGGUUUUUUUUUUUGGUUGUUUUUUUUUUUUUUUUCAAGUUUACAAAGUUUAAAAAUGAAGAAGAGUUGAGCAAAAAGAAAGACGCUGUUCUCGCUGCGUCUCCGGCAGCCUUCCCGGCUUUUCCCAGCUCACCGCGGCAGCUCUCCCCAGGGGUACCGUCCGACGGAGAGUCUCCCGGUGCCCUCCCGGUGCGUGGGGGGGAACCAAACUCUGCCCGGUAAAUAGACGGGGGUAAAUAGACGGGGGUAAAUAGACGGGCAGCCAGAGCGAGGGUCGGAGCCCGGUGUCUGCCGUGCCCGGAGGAAGGGGAAGUGCCGAGGAAGGAGCAGGGUUGGCGCCGCCCUCAGCGGUUGCUUUCCUAGUUGAAGGAUUCCCAGGACGCUGCCGAAGCGGGGACCAGUUUGCAGCCUGCUGUUUGCCAUCCAAUGCCGUCCCCAGCGCUCAGACUGCCCUCGUCCCCUCCUCCUCCUCCUCCUCUUCCUCCUCCCCGUGCCAACGGGCCCCAGGUUCGGCCGUGUCCCGGUCUCUUCCCAGCAGCUGGGAGGAGAACGCGAGAUCCGGAGAACGCGCUGCGUUCCGCCGGUCCCGCUCUGCCUCUCCGGCAUCUCACCCCAGCCGGGAUCUGACAGGUUGAACCGUCAGGGAAGGAUUUUUCUCAAUUAUAUCGGCUUGUGUUUUCGAGAAAAAAGAGAAAAAAGAAAAAAAAAAAUGGAAGUGGGGCGUGGGGGAGCCGACGCGCGGGGGCAGUUUCCCCACUGCCCGCCUUCCCCGGCGGAGGCUGAUGGGAAUUGUCAGGGCAGGAAUCGCCGAUUAACCCCGGCUCGAGACCGCUGUCCUAAAAUGAGGAGGAAACCGGAGCAAACGGAGCCGGUUCUCACCGCUCCGUGUAUCCCGCCUUGCUAAGCCCUCUGCGGCUCGCGGCGGCUCGGGCGCCUCGUCCGGGUUCCUCCGAGGUCACUGAUACGUUUCCUUCCCUAAACGCCAAACCGUUGGAACGGUUUUGCCCGGCUCUGGUCUCAGGCUGGGUUUUAUCUCCUCCUCCCUUUGCCUCGCAGUAGCUGCCGGGCUGGUUUAACGCCCGGAUUCGCCGAAGAAGCCUCAGUCUUCCCCGAGCCGCCCGGCGGGGCGGGAGAGCACCAGCGUUUCCCCGCGACCUGUGUUUUGGGCGCGGAAGGUCUUCGGUAGCCGCGCAGGAAACGCUCCGCUGCGUUAUCCAUAGCCCUUUGGGGGAAAUCACGGGACAAAAUUUGGCCGAGUCGGGCUAAAGGCAGCUCUGCCCCGGCCUGCGGAGCGCUCCUUGCCGCUUGAGUGUCUCCGGCGGCGCCUGAGGAGAGCCGCAGGGAGGGAUCCCCCGGGGAAUCGCGAGGGUGGAAGAGGUGGUGGAAGCGGAGAAGCGCAGGACGCCGGAGUUGGCCGGGCAGAGGAGCCGCCUGGUGCCCGUUCCUCCUCUGCCUGCCUGGAGGAUUAAUUCCACCCGAGCGUUGGUCCCGCUCCUCUCCCGCCGCGUGCCGAGCUGUCCCUCCCGCGGGCAGCCCUCGCUCUCUCUGCCCGUCUGUCUGUCCGUCUGCCCGCGCGGGGCGGCGCAGCUGAAAUCCUUCCCUCCCCUGAAGCCUGACGUCCCGGGAUUCGUAUUUCUGACCGUAACCUCGUACCGGAGCGACGUUUUGCCUCCCCUGCGCCCGGUUCCUUAAGACGCUGGCGAGCAGCGGACGCCGUGUACAAACCCCCGAGGCUUACACCAGAUCCGUAAGAAGCAAUAUAAAGAUAUAUAUUUUUUAACGUAGAAGUCUUCGAACCGCUUCUGUCCCGUGAAGGUUUGCAGCCCGACUGCGUCCGCCUGCCCUGGGUGACUCUGAGUGGGUGACUCUGAGCAAUACCUUGGCCGUUGAUUUCCCUUCCCAAAGGGCAGCUAAAAGCCACGGGGGCUGGGUCGCGCUGCGCGUCCCGGCUCGGCGGCGGCUGAGCGAGCCGGAGCUCCCCUCGCUCCUUCCUGAUUUCCUGUAACAGCGUUCUUCUGAUUUUAUUUUUUUUUUUAUUGGAUUUGAUUUUUUUUUUUUUUUUUUUUUUUUUUUGGUACGUCGAAUUUUCUAAGACGCGUAUUUUCUAUUCGGCUCGUGAUCCGGUGGCUGGUUAUUUGCUUUGAAACAGUUUUGUCGCGUGCCGGGAUGGGGGCAAACGUUGCGUUUCGGUCUCGCGUUUCGUAAUAA